Molecule: messenger RNA, 1098 nt
Organism: Lolium rigidum
Lineage: Eukaryota; Viridiplantae; Streptophyta; Magnoliopsida; Poales; Poaceae
Product: methyltransferase-like protein 22
Exons: 10
Coding region: 1-1065 (354 amino acids)
Biological process (GO): protein methylation
Cellular component (GO): nucleus
Molecular function (GO): protein methyltransferase activity
Source: RefSeq, a predicted model, not a curated record
AUGGAAGCCGGCGGCGGCGGGGAGGCGGAGGAGGAGCAGGUGAUGAGCGAGGUGCACCUGGGCUGCCCGCCCCGCUUCUCCGGCCUCUACCUCUCCCGCUUCACCUUCUCCUCCCUCCCGCUAGAACACUAUGCAGGAGGCAGCGACGGCGGUGGGUGUGAGAUGGCUGCGGCGACGAGCAGUUCUUGUGAUUUGCCGGACGCUGUCGCAGUGGACAACGAGGGGGACCUCGUUCUUGAACGGAGAAGAAGAAGAAAGAGAGAUAGGAGGAGAAGCGACGAUCAUGUGCUCACCGUGCAGCAUGGUAUCACCUCCUCGCUUAACAGCGUCGGGUUGCAGGUUUGGAAGGCGGCGAUGCUGCUAACCGACUUUGUGUUGCAUAAAAGCUUCACGUCUUCUGAAUUUGAUGGUGUUACUGCCAUGGAGAUCGGUGCUGGAACAGGUUUAGUAGGGUUGGUGCAAGCUCGAGUUGCUAGUAAAGUUUUCAUCACAGAUAGAGGAACUGAUAUCCUCGAUAAUUGCUUGGCUAAUGUCCGUCUCAACUCUAGCACGCUAAAGUUUGAUGAAGCUAAAAUCCAUAUACGGGAACUGGACUGGAAAACGUCGUGGCCUCCGCCUGUGGGUACACGUGAUGCAUCUGACCCAAGUUCAAUAUACUUAUGGGCUGCAAGUGAAAUCGAGGAGGCUGAGAAAGCCACCCUGCUACUCGCUGCAGAUGUUAUUUAUAGUGACGGUCUCACCGACUUGUUCUUCGAUACAGUGAGACAGUUGAUGUCGCGUGGUGUUAAGAAGAUUCUUCUUUGCAUGAUGCAGGUGCUGUACUUGACCCUGGAGAAGAGAUACAACUUCAGCCUGGACGAUCUAGAUGUGGUGGCCAACGGUUACAAGCAUUUCCGAACCUUCUUUGCGGUUGAAGAUGGAUGUGGAGUCCUGAAUAAUGCUGCCUUCAUACCAGGUCUUGUGGGGGAGCGGAUAGACCUUGGGAAGGUUCCUCAGUACAUCAGAGAGUAUGACAGAGGCGAGGAUCUGGAGAUGUGGAAGCUCAUGUACUGCUAUCCAGAUUAAAAACAGUAGCGUUGUCGCUUUACUUUUUUUCUU